Molecule: messenger RNA, 2575 nt
Organism: Solenopsis invicta (red fire ant)
Lineage: Eukaryota; Metazoa; Arthropoda; Insecta; Hymenoptera; Formicidae
Gene: mRRF2
Product: ribosome-releasing factor 2, mitochondrial
Exons: 5
Coding region: 240-2471 (743 amino acids)
Biological process (GO): mitochondrial translation; ribosome disassembly
Cellular component (GO): mitochondrion
Molecular function (GO): GTP binding; translation elongation factor activity; GTPase activity
Source: RefSeq, a predicted model, not a curated record
AAUGGACACGGCGGCGGCGCAUCUUCACGUUGCUACAUCUCGUCGGUAUGACAGGUUUCCUAACCUAAAUAGUUGUCAAAUUUAAUGCUUCAUAUCUUGCUUUGCGGGACAGAGCGGUAAUUAUUUCUGCCAGAUUCUUUCGUUUCGUGCAAAAACGCAUCGAAUGAAUCUAAUUUCAUCGAAACUGAAGGAAUAAGUAGUAAUUUGGAAAACUACUAGAUUUUGCAUACAUCAAAAAGAUGUUGAAGCACAAUUUAUUAAAGACAUCGUGGUGUAAAUUGCGCACACGAUACAUCCACAAAAAUGCCUCUCUCCCAGAAGCAUCUUCAAGUAAGGAAUGUGCAAUUGCAAAGGUACGCAACAUUGGCAUACUGGCACAUAUUGAUGCUGGAAAAACGACUACAACUGAGAGGAUGUUAUACUAUUCUGGUCUCAUCAGACAUAUGGGAGAAGUUCAUUAUGGCAACACGGUGACCGAUUACAUGGACCAGGAACGUCAGCGAGGAAUAACGAUCACUUCAGCUGCAGUCACGUUCAACUGGAAAAACCAUCGUUUCAAUUUAAUAGACACUCCUGGUCAUAUCGAUUUUACUAUGGAAGUCGAACAGACUUUACAAAUAUUAGAUGGUGCAAUUGUAGUUCUGGACGGUUCUGCUGGCGUGGAAGCCCAGACGCUAACGGUAUCUAGACAAGCGGACAGAUAUAAUAUACCUCGAAUAAUCUAUGUUAAUAAAAUGGAUAGAGCGGACGCUAAUUUCAAUAUGAGUUUACAGUCUAUCAAGUCUAAAUUGAACAUAGAAACGUUACCGAUACAGAUCCCUAUGGAGAAAGCAGGGGUCUUGGAAGGUAUCGUAGAUGUGAUAACUAUGGAAAAAUUAACAUUUGAUAAAAAACAUCAAGGUAUGAAUUUAAUAAAAACUAAAAUAACCGAGAGCGACGACGGAAAACUGUGGGAUGUUACCAGUGAGCAGCGACGAUUAUUAACUGACAAGCUAUCAGGCCUAGAUGAUAAACUGGCAGACGUUAUUAUAGAGCAAGAGUCCCUGGAUAAUGUACAGUCGCAAAUGCUGGUUGAUUCCUUGCGCAGAGUCACCCUAGCUAGGAAAGGUGUGCCUGUAUUGUUAGGAAGUUCGUACAAGAACAUCGGAGUGCAGCCUCUGAUGGACAGUGUUAUUCUUUAUUUACCGUCGCCGCCGAAUGUGGAUCGAUUGAAUCCAUAUCGAUGCUUCGAGAAUAAUCUAGCAGCCAGGAUCUUCAAGGUCGUUCACGAUAAGCAGAGAGGACCAAUUACAUUUUUCAGAAUCUACUCUGGUAAUAUGAAGAAGGGUCAAAAACUAUACAAUGUUACGCGCGAGCAAAGUGAGCAGUGUACUCGCCUGUACAUCGCUUGCGCCGACGAUUACGAGGAGGUAGGCGAAGUGAGUUAUGGCAAUAUUGCAGCUGUGGCUGGCUUAAAGGGUACCAUCGCAGGCGACCUGGUGACGACGAGCGCGUCCGUAGCCAAUCGCGCUAAACAAACUAUGCUGACGGAGAACCCAGACCAGCUGAACUAUGUAGACAAUUUCUUUGCAUCUGGAGUGAAUUUGCCUGAUCCCGUUUUCUUCUGUUCCAUUGAACCACCCUCCCUUUCGUCGCAGUCUGCUCUAGAGGUUGCUCUCCAGGAACUGCAAAGGGAGGAUCCUAGUUUGCACGUAAAGAACGAUCCAGAGACGGAUCAGAUCGUUCUCGGGGGGAUGGGUGAGCUGCAUAUAGAAAUCAUUAAACAGAGAAUCAAAACAGAAUACAAGAUUGACGUAGAUCUGGGUCCCUUGCAAAUCGCUUACAAGGAAACGAUUCAGGAUGCCGUUAAAGAUACGCUGUCCGUGGAGCACAGGCUGGGCCAAACGACGCACAAAGUUACUGUCACUAUGUCCUUAAUACCAAAUUACGAAGGAAAGCAGAAACUGCUUCUAGACAGGUCUCCAGAAUGUGCUUCGAAUAUUGAUGGUAUUCAUCCUCGGGUGAUGAGUGCGAUUAAAAACGGUGUAAACGCUGCACUAUUGCACGGUGUUAAAUUAAAUUGUCCGGUGAUUAACAUUGGCGUCAAGCUCCACUGGCUGGAAGUAGCACGCGGUACCUCGGAUACUAUUAUUUCUGCCGCUGCCUUACAAUGCAUUCGGAAGUUACUCCAAGAUGGAAAUAGCAUAUUACUAGAACCCAUGAUGCAACUAGAAAUAGUUGCACCAGAGAAAUAUUCAUCGAGUAUCAAUGCUGAUCUUACUCGUAGACGAGCGGCAAUACAACAGAUUGAUAUGCGCAGCAAUAAUAAGGUGAUUAGAACUUUCGCACCACUAUCGGAAUUAUUGGGAUAUUCAACAACAUUGAGAAUUAUCACAUCGGGCAAUGCAACAUUCUCGUUGGAAUUCAGUCACUAUCAACUAAUGACUGCUGUUGACGAACAAGAAGCUAUCGAAAAAAUCAAAGGAUUCUAAAGUAAACAGUAUGAAAUAAUGAGCAAAGAGAUAAUAUUAUUGAAAGUACAAUUUCACUUCGUUUUAUUGACUCAAUCUAAUCAAAAUAUAUUGCAACAUUAUCA